CAGUGACGGCGGCGGCGGCGGCGUUGGCGGGCGCACGAUUGAGACGGCGAAGGAGCGUUGGGUCCGGGGCGCUCACUCAUGAGGAGCCGGAAGCUCACAGGUGGAGUGCGAUCCUCAGCGCGCCUUCAGGCCCGAAGCUACACUCCAGCCAGCUCAGCCUCUACCGAGGGCAUUGCCAGCUCCACAUCUGUCAAGACAGCAUGUCUGGCUUCUUCAUCACAUAAGACUACAGACAGACGUACUUCCAAAAAGUUCAAGUAUGACAAAGGUCACCUUGUAAAGGCAGAACUACAGAAAGCUGACCGUAAAAGUGACAUUUCUUCUUUGCCAAAAGUGGCCCCCGAGGCCUCUUGUGACAGUGAGUUUGCCGAGGCCAGCGCUAAGACGGCUGUCCCUGUGCCGGAGAGUAGAGAGCCUCCCCAGGGCUGCUGCCAGCCUGUGAGUGAGGAACCCUCAGCAAAGACUGAAGGUGGCCUACCCACACCAGAACCCGGCAGGGUGGCUGCAGCCCAGGAACCUGAUGGCAGUUCUGCCAGACAGGCCGAGCCAGUGCCCAGGACAGAGGAGGUGCAGACACCUGUGCUCCAGAUGGAGAGCAGCGUCUUUCUAGAUGAUGACAGCAACCAGCCCAUGCCUGUGAGUCGCUUCUUCGGGAAUGUUGAGCUUAUGCAGGUAAGUGCUGCCCUCCUGUCUCUCCUGCAGUGCGGGCAGCAAACUGCAGUUGCCAUCCUGGGCUCCCAGGUUCCUGUGUAUCCAUAAGGCCACAAUUCAGAGGAUCUGCCACCAGCCUCUUCAUCUUGUCCUUCCAUGAGCAGACGAGAGUUCAGAAAAAUGCAUUUCAGAGCCAAAGAGGAUGAGGAUGAGGAUGACGCCG
Molecule: messenger RNA, 874 nt
Organism: Microtus oregoni (creeping vole)
Lineage: Eukaryota; Metazoa; Chordata; Mammalia; Rodentia; Cricetidae
Gene: CUNH1orf174
Product: chromosome unknown C1orf174 homolog
Exons: 4
Coding region: 79-759 (226 amino acids)
Source: RefSeq, a predicted model, not a curated record